Messenger RNA from Spirodela intermedia, 535 nucleotides. The record is from the annotation of a GenBank genome assembly. NCBI's taxonomy places the organism in Eukaryota, Viridiplantae, Streptophyta, Magnoliopsida, Alismatales, Araceae.
AUGCCGGAUCAAGGCGCCGCCACCUACUCAUCAAGCCGGGAGGUGGACCUAGAUAGGUCCCCGCUGCCUCCGGCGACUAGCGGAGGCGGUGCAGGAGAACCUUCAAGGACGAGGAGGAAGCGGAAACGAGGAUCUCCGCUUCGAAAUGGGGAGAACACUGGGGCAGCGGUGGGCUGCGCAGAAUGUGGAGCAUCUCAGUCGCCAAUGUGGCGGAGGGGACCCGCCGGCCCUAAGGUAUUAUAGCAUCACCCAUCCGGCUUUGGACCUCUGCGUUGCUUUUGGUCUCCAGUCUGCUUCCUCUUCUUCUACUUCCUCUUGAUGGACUGGAUUUUUUUUACAGACGCUGUGCAAUGCUUGUGGGAUCCGCUACGCGAAGGCAAAGAGACGGAGGACGCAUCUGGAGGAAUUGCUGCCGAAGCUGCGGGAGGAGAUCUUGACGCCGGCUGUCCUCUCCGGCGAGGAGGAAGUGUAUGCGGCCCUCACCCUCAUGGCCAUCUCUUCCGAGCACUUCCUCAACGCAUCCCAACAGAGAUAA